AUGGCGACUCCGAGACGACUGAUUUUCCCUUCCGAUGGUGAGGGUGAGGAUGGUGAUGGUGAUAUCUCUGUCUCGGACAUUGCGAAGCAUUACUCAAUGCUUGCAGAAGCCGAAGAAGAAGAAACAGAGAAGACGAAGAAGACGAAGAAGAAGAAGAAGAGCAAUUUCAUCUGGAGCGAACAAGACGAAAUCAUUAUCUUAAAGGGUUUAAGAGAUUACGGAUAUAAAAGUCCAGACUUUGAUUGGGAGAGGUUUUUCAGUUACGCUCAGCGUGCUCUUAAGGCAAAUGUCUCCGAGAAGGAGAUGGUUAGGAAAAUCAGAAAGCUUCAAAGGAAUUUUCUUUUUCACAAGAGAAUGAUUGAGCAAGGAAAUGAUCCUCUGUUCACUCGUUGUUCGGAUUCUGAGGCCUUUGGGUAUGCUGCUUUGUUCUGGAACCACAAUGACGAUCAUGAAUCGCAGACACAUAACGGAGGCGAGGAGACUAUGGAUGUGGAUGAGCCCUUGAACGAGAAUGGAGCUGAGCAGAUAGAGGAGGGCAUGACCAUUGGAGAAGAGAGCCUUGAAGACGGUGAUAAUGACGAAAUGCAGUCUGAGAAAGCUGAGGAGACGAUGAAUGUGACUAAUGAGGAUGAGCCAUUGAACGAAAAUGGAGCUGAGCAGACAAAUGAGUGCAGGACCGGUGGAGAUGAGAGUCGUGAAGACGAUGAUGAUGAUGAUGAAAUGCAGAUGGAGAAAGCCGAGGAGCAAGCAGGUAAUGAAAAUGCGGCUGAGAACAGGGAACCACUUCAUGAAGAUGAUGAGAUGCAAGUGGUAAAUGCAGAUGAGCUUGUAAACGAAACUGGGGCUGAGCAGACAACCAAGUGCAGGACUGUUGGAGAAGAGAGUGGUGAAGACGGUGCUGAUGAGUUUUGGGGUGUGAGAGAUGCACUUGAGACUGAGGUGCUGAAAGGAUUAAGUGAUGAUCAGAAGAAGUUUCACCUUGAGAAGAUGAUGAAGAACAUUGCAAGUGGUAAAAGAAAGGAGCUGAGCGAUGAGUGGAAAGAGUUAUGCUCCCAGGAAUCAAGAUUUAACGCCAAGAAGCUUAGGCUUAGGGCUAUGGUUGAAGUGGCUGCAAACGAUGGAUGA
Microthlaspi erraticum is the source of this 1125-nucleotide messenger RNA. Lineage: Eukaryota; Viridiplantae; Streptophyta; Magnoliopsida; Brassicales; Brassicaceae. The record is from the annotation of a GenBank genome assembly.